AACAUUCUAAGUUGUAGCACCGUGCUGUCAAAAGUAGGAAGUCAAGAAUGUAGUGUAUAAUGCGGCAUCUCCUCUCAUUGAUCUCGUUUCCUCAUCUUUUAUGUUUAUUUGGGCAGUCUAAAACUACGAGUUCCUGGGCUUAUCGGUUGUAUUCUCUCUAAGAAAAGAAGUCCUUAUUGUGCAGGCACACGGAAUGCUGACCACACUGUCUUUGGAGCAAAAAAAAUCCAGACACAAGUUACACUAAUGCAGAUGAUAAGUCCCAGAAUGGCUUCAGGAAUGCAAGAGAAACAACACACAUCAUGUCUGGUUAGUUUUUUCAUUUACAACCCUACAUUUGGACCACGAGAAGGGGAGGAAGAGAAAAAGAUUUUGUUUUACCAUCCCAACAAUGUUGAGAAGAAUGAGAAGAUCCGAAAUGUAGGACUUUGUGAAGCCAUUGUACAGUUCACAAGGACUUUUUGUCCAACCAAACCAGCUAAAUCUCUGCAUACGCAGAAGAAUCGGCAGUUUUUCAUUGAGCCUGAGGACAACUUUUGGAUAGUCAUGGUGGUUCGAAACCCAAUGAACGAGAAACCAAGCAAAGACGGCAAACCUCCCACCAUAGAAUAUCAAGAAGAGGAAAUCCUUGAUACUGUUUAUGGUGCAGUUGUAAGGCAGUGCUACAGUAUGUAUAAGCUCUUCAAUGGCACAUUUGGCAGAGCAAUGGAGGCAGGUGGCGUUGAGCUACUCAUUCAGAAGCUUGAGAAGUUUUUCUACAGGUAUCUGCAGACUCUCCACUUGCAAUCCUCCGACCUGCUGGAUGUCUUCGGAGGCAUCAGCUUCUUCCCACUGGACAAGAUGACCUACCUGAAGAUUCAGUCAUUUGUCAACAGAGUGGAGGAGAGCCUCAGUCUGAUCAAAUACACAGCUUUCCUUUAUAAUGACCAACUGAUCUGGAGCGGACUGGAACAAGAUGACAUGAGGAUCCUGUACAAGUACCUCACCACCUCACUGUUCCCCAGACACUCUGAACCAGAGUUAGCUGGCAGGGAUUCUCCUCUUAGGCCAGAAGUUGCAGGGAAUCUGUUGCACUAUGGGAGGUUUUUGACUGGACCUACCAAUCUCAAAGAUCUAGAAGCCAAAUUCCGGUUUCCUAAAAUAUUUGUCAGUGCAGAGAAUGACUAUGAGGAGCUUCAUUUGAUUGUUUACAAGGCGAUGAGUGCUGUAGCUUGUAUCAUGAUAAGCGCCUCUGCAGAGCUAACAAGAAACUUCUGUGAACAGCUGGACAGUUUGGUGGGCCCUCAGCUUACCUUGCUUGCAUCAGAUAUAUGUGAACAGUUCACCCUUAACCGCAGGACAUCAGGACCAGAGAAGGAGCCCCAGUUUAAGUUCAUCUACUUUAACCAUAUGAACCUGGCAGAGAAGAGUACUAUCCAUAUGAGAAAGACUGCCAGUGUUUGCCUCACGUCUGUUCAUCCUGACCUCAUGAAAAUCCUUGGAGACAUUAACUGUGACUUUGCCAGGGUUGAUGAAGAUGAGGAAAUCAUUGUAAAAGCAAUGACAGAUUAUUGGGUAGUUGGUAAGAAGUCAGACCAGAGAGAACUAUAUGUGAUCCUCAAUCAAAAAAAUGCCAAUCUGAUCGAAGUAAAUGAGGAGGUUAAAAGGCUUUGUGCAACGCAGUUCAACAACAUAUUCUUCUUAGACUGAUGGCAUGGACAGCUGGAGAUACUUUCAUUGCACUAAAACUGUCACCGUUGCAGGGUAUCAUGACGGCAUCAGUGUAAUGCAAUAAUUGCAUUGUAAAAUAAAAUAAAAAUUUCACACCAAGUUAUUUUUAUUUUAUUUAAUCUACAAAAGUCAAAACUCUUGUAAUUAAAUGUAAAAAUCCAGAUUUUUACUGUACGUGUACUUAAUUUCUUGUUUUCUUUGUACAUAUUGUUUCUGCGGCUCUCAAUUUUGUUUUGUUUUUUCUCCCAAAUUACAUUUUGCUCAUGUAUUUUUAAUAAUUUGUAAUACAUAGUGGCAAUGUCUCAAAAUAAUUUAAAACUGACAUAACAGUUUACUUCAGGUUCCACUGAUGAUCAGUGAUACUUUUAAAAUAAUGUUAUAAUGUCAAAAUGUGUGCUUUGUAAACAACUGCUCUAAUUUUAAAUAAAUUAAUUUUAAGUAGUUUAAGAAAUGCUCCUUUUUAAUGUUGAUGAUGUUUAGAUAAAAUAAAAUGUGUUUUUAAAUCUUCAAA
This is a messenger RNA of Betta splendens (Siamese fighting fish), 2221 nucleotides long. It is a transcript of the gene ccz1, whose product is annotated as CCZ1 homolog, vacuolar protein trafficking and biogenesis associated. Bases 247 to 1689 code for a protein of 480 amino acids. Gene Ontology annotation, cellular component: intracellular membrane-bounded organelle; Mon1-Ccz1 complex. The record is from RefSeq and is a predicted model, not a curated record. The transcript is spliced from 17 exons. Lineage: Eukaryota; Metazoa; Chordata; Actinopteri; Anabantiformes; Osphronemidae. Gene Ontology annotation, biological process: vesicle-mediated transport.